Molecule: messenger RNA, 1896 nt
Organism: Vigna angularis (adzuki bean)
Lineage: Eukaryota; Viridiplantae; Streptophyta; Magnoliopsida; Fabales; Fabaceae
Exons: 2
Coding region: 1-1896 (631 amino acids)
Source: RefSeq, a predicted model, not a curated record
AUGGAAGACAACAGCACUCUAGAAUUGAUUAGGCAGCUGCAAACGCAAGUAGAGGAGCAGGCCAAAGUUAUACGGGAACAGCAAGAGGUUCAACGCAGGCAAGCGGAGGAACUCGCGGCCUUGAGGAUGCAGCGACCCCCACCAGAAGCAUCAACCUCGAACAGGCAGGACGACAACGAGGGAAGCCAUCAUGGAGGGCCAUCCGAAUUGGGUGCAGGAGGGAAAAAAGGACCCGCUUCCCUACGCCUCUCCAACCUCCUGCCCUUUACAGAGGCAAUCUUGCAGACCAACAUGCCGGAGAAGCCUCCGCCGUCAUUGGACAGAUAUGACGGUUCCGCGGAUCCUGACAACCAUCUCCGAAACUUUAUAGGUGCUAUGGCAUUCUACACAGACAACGACCCUGUAAUAUGCAGAGCUUUUUCGCUAUCUCUCAAGGAUGAAGCAUUGGAAUGGUAUCACACCCUUCCGCCAAACUCGAUUGACUGCUUCGCUACCGUGAAAACCCUUUUCCGCAAACAGUAUGCCGCUAACAGGAGACAAGACAUGACCCCCGCAGAACUGGUAAACACUAAACAAGAGAAAGAUGAAACCUUGAGGGCUUUCAUGUUGAGAUACAACGAAGCAGCUAGGCGUGUGAAAGAUGUCAGUCACACAUUUAUAAUAAGCAACCUACCUUCAUGUCUGAGGCCAGGCUACUUUGCCGAACAACUAUAUGCCGAUCCUCCAAAGUCUAUCGAAGAGCUCCAAGAAACGAUAGCUAAAUUCGUUGGUGGACCUCCUCGCAAGGAGGCGGGGUGGACGUCCAAGUAUGACCGCUACACCACACUAAAUGCCCCCAGGGCCAAAGUGUUAGAAGAAGCUCUACAGGCCGAGUUGCUUACCGUGCGACGAAAAGCCACUCCAAAAAACGCUGACGAAAGCAAAACUUGCAGGCUUCACGUAAACCAGGGCCAUGAUACCGAGGAGUGUCAUAUGGUGAAGGAGGAAAUAGAAAGACUCAUCCGGGCAGGAUAUUUGCAGGAGUACGUAAAGGACAGGGCGUCCCGAGCCCCAACUCCCCGAAGAAGAGAAAGCGCUCGUCCAAGUCCGGAACGAUCGUCGCGUAGGGAGGAAGAAUCCAGGCGACGAUCGCGGAGUCGUUCCAGACAACCACAACGAGAAAGGACCAUUCGGGGACGAAUUGACACCAUAUCCGGAGGCUUUGCAGGAGGGGGAGCGUCGGCAUCGGCUCGAAAGAGACACCUAAGAAGCCUAAAAUCGGUGCACAUGGUGGGCAGACAACCCCGAUCAUUUCCCAGCAUUACUUUUACCGAUGCAGAUUUUCACGCGCCCGAUUCGGAGCAGGACGACCCCAUGGUCAUCACGGCUGAGAUAGCCCGAUAUGAGGUGACAAAAGUGCUUGUAGAUCAAGGUAGCUCAGUCAAUAUUCUAUACUGGGCAACCUUCCUGAAAAUGGAUUUGUCCGAAGAUUUAAUAGCCCCAUUCAACGAGCAAAUCGUAGGCUUUGCAGGUGAAAGAGUGGACACACGAGGAUAUCUCGACCUUCGAACUCGACUAGGGGCAGGUGACGUGGCGAAAGAAUUAAGAGUCAGAUUCUUGCUAGUGGAGGCGAACGCUUCAUAUAAUGCUUUGUUAGGACGACCUUGUCUAAAUGAGUUUGGAGCUAUAGUUUCCACGCCGCAUUUGGCCAUGAAAUUCCCUACAAAAGAAGGAUCCAUAUGUACGGUGAGAGCUGAUCAACGAACAGCCAGACAAUGUUAUGUGGCCGGGCUAAAAGUCACUCCUUUCAUACCACCCAGGAAAACAAGAGGAGCCGAAACAGCCGCUAUUGAAUUAGAUCCAAGAACCGACUUGGACGAACGUCUGCACCCGCAGGGCGACGUUAAGGCCUAUUAG